Molecule: messenger RNA, 1617 nt
Organism: Symbiodinium natans
Lineage: Eukaryota; Dinophyceae; Suessiales; Symbiodiniaceae
Source: the annotation of a GenBank genome assembly
AUGGAGGACAUUCGCAGACAGAUUGUGCAAGAGCUCCACAAAGGCACGGUCGUGUCGAUGACGAAGUCUGAAGCGCAGCGCAAGUUUGGGAACAAGCUUGCAGUUGCCGCCCUUGGCGCGGUGCCGAAGGAGGUGGGCACAUCGGAGGUUCGCAUCAUACAUGAUGCGACACACAACGUCGAGGUGAACCCUCGGAUCCGAGUCCGGGAUCAAAUACGUUGUCCGAGGAUUGAUGACCUGGAUGGACUGUUGCGGUUGCUUGUUGCAGAGUGUUCACGGGAUCCCACAAUCCGCUUCUGCUUGAAGUACGAUGUCUCCAGAGCGCACAAGCUAGUGCCCAUCAGGGAGGAGGACUGGGCUUAUCAAGCGUUUUCUUUAGAUGAUCCUGACAUCAUCUACAUGCACACGGUCGGGGCAUUUGGACUAGCGUCGGCAGCGUAUCACUGGGCCAGGGUUGCAGCGGCCAUCGUUCGUUUGUCGCAUUACAUGUCGGACGUCGCAUCCGCGCUCUAUCACUUAUUGUACUCCGAUGAUGGGUUGUUGUUAGCCACUGGCAAAGAUUUUUGGCGGCGUCAGAUGUUCUGGUUGUAUGUCUUCGAGCUGCUGGAGGUUCCGCUAUCGUGGAAGAAAGUGGCAGGCGGGGCUUCGCUGAGCUGGAUCGGCUAUCAGGUCGAUGUUGUAUCUUACCAGUCCGGCAUUGGGCCCACCAAAGUUGGGUGGUUGGUGCGCUGGAUCGACGACCAUCUGCGAGAAGGGCGGGUGCAAGUGCGGCACAUGCGGGCCGCGUUGGGCAGAUUCUCCUUCAUUGCGGGAGCUUUGCCACAUGUGCGGCCGUUUCUGGGUCCCAUAUUUGCGUGGUGCGCGGCACAGGACGCAGGCGAAAGCCAGCUCCUUCUGGGCGUGCGGCUCAUUCUUGAACAUAUUCGGCAUGAAGUGGUUUGCGCAUCUAUGACCCCGCCCAGGCCUUUGCCGACUCAGGUAGGAGAGUUAUUCCGAGUUGACGCCAAGGCCCAAGGCGACAAGAUCGUGAUAGGAGGCUGGGAAUGUCUCGGCAGCGUAGGCCCCAAGGACGCACGCUGGUUCUCUGUAAAGCUGGACAGAACGACGGCGCCUUGGGCCUACGUCAAAGGCGACCCCUACCGGACCAUCGCCGCGCUCGAGCUUAUGGCCACCCUGGUUGCAGUGUGCGUGUUUGGCCACGGAGCUGUGUGGAAAGGUGCAGUAGCAACUGCGACAGUGGCGGGCUUCACCGAUAAUAUGGGCAACAGUUUCGUCGUGGACAAGCACAUGACGACAGCUUUUCCACUUUGUGUUGUGCUGAUGGAACUCUCGGUGCAACUCAAGGACUUGGGCUGCACUCUGAACCUGGGCUGGGUACCAAGGGAGCAGAACACAGAAGCGGACGCUCUUACCAACGAGGACUUCACAGCGUUCGACCCAGCCAAGCGCAUGCAGGUGGAGCCAGGGAACCUUGGCUUCAGGGUGAUGCCGCGCUUGAUGGAAGCGGCCAUGCAGCUGGACUCGGAAAUCAAGCUCUCGCGCAGGAAGCGGGGGCCUCCCAAAGCAGGUCGAGCCAAGUCUCGAGGAGUCGGCUUGCGCUGGGCAGAUCCGUGGUAA